UUGUGAAAGAUGUUCUGUUUGUGUUGGAUUCCAGGCGCAGGGAAUAAUUAGGGGAGUGACAUGCUGUUGAAGCCGAGGCUUUUCCUUGUGGGUUGGGCUACACGGCUGCAGUCUGGCCUGCCUGCUGGCAGAGACCAUGGAUUCCUUCGUGGCUCUGAGGAACCGAGGGCUGGAGGUAGGGGAAGAAACCUUGGAAUUUCCCAUGGUUCCUUUUGGACCGAUGGCUGUUGAGAACCCCUAGAAGGGAUUCUGAAGCAGCAAUCACUAUGAUUCCUCAGGCAUGGAGGCUACUUCCUAGAAAUGCCACCCAUUCCUUAUCUACGUUAUCAACCAAGCAGAGAGCCGAAGAUCACAAUCGGCAGCUGGAGGCCUAUGGGUACUUCUUACCCAUCCAGACCAGGUGGCAGGACAAUGACCAGUAUGGCCACGUGAACAAUGCUGUGUACUACAGCUACUUCGACACCAUCAUCAACCACUACUUAAUCAGGACCCUAGAAACUGUCCAAAAAUCUCCAAGAAGUUCAUCAAUUUCCAUAAAAUCAACACAAGUUGAAUGGGCGGCUAAACAUUCCCUCUCGCAUUUUUGGAGAACAGUUUUUGACCUGAAGGGUCAGGUGUGUACACCUGUGAUGAAGUUUUCACCUCUGCAUGUGGGGCUAGAGGGAGGAGUCCUAUCUGCAAAGGAAGCUUAUUUGUACUGUGGCCUGAAAACCAGCCUGCUGACAUCCCCCCUGGUGGGGUUCAUGGUGGCCAAUCAGUGCAAGUACCACACACCCAUUGGCUUCCCUCAGAUCCCAGUGGCUGCCCUGGCUGUGGAGAAAGUGGGUCGCUCCAGUGUAUGUUACCAACUGGCUCUGUUUCCUCCUAAACCCACCAAGGAGCCGCCUUCGGUUGAUCACCGUGACCUCACAGAUGGUUUUUUCCUAGGCCACCCUAAAUUAGCACAGUUUGACACUCUGGCAUGUACCACAGGGUCUUCAGUCCAUGUCUUUGUGAACCCAGCCACUAGGAAACCAGAGAGCCUUCCAGAAGACUUCAGGAACAGUCUCCAGAAACUAAUGAGUCCAGCAUAGUUUGUCUAACACUCUACAUGGAAUUCAUCACGCCAUAAGAUGGCAUUUAGGUUGUUCCCUGUGUAUUUUUCCUUUUUAAGUCCUUAGCGUAUAUUUUUGCCCUUAAAAUGCCUGUCAGUUCCUUAAACAAUUUUAUAACAAAGUCACCUAAAGUCAUAGUGGAAUACCUCCUGUAGCCAAGCACUUUACACAAUUUAUCACACAGAGCAGCUCACAGCUAUGCAAGAGGGAGGCACUAUCCUAACCCUUUCUGAGGAGUGGAUAGUGAGGUUUCAGACAAGUCAUUUGUCUCUAUGAAACCAGCAUACUUCAAGCUCAUACUCUUAACCUUGGCACUGAUGUCUGCUCCGUCCAUGCGGCCCUCAACCUUAAGCAAACCCAGGGCCGUGAAGGUGGCCCUUUCCACAUAACAGCACUCACUACCUGCAGACCAGUUUCUCUAUAUCCAGUGACAUUCCUUACUUCUUUGCUAAUGUAUUACCAGCCAGGUUGCCUAUGUCCCAUGGUUUGGCUUCAUUAAUCCAAUUUGACUCAUUACAUACCCUUAGCUUUUUUUCAGUAAAUAGACACCUGAUGUUUUUGUUUUUGUCAAUGUGAACUGUGGUACUCGAAAAAUCACCUUCCUUUUUCAUAUAUCUUGAAGAGAAGGUCUCUCAUGCCCUUUCCCAGUUGGAUUCCUAAAUGCUUUUUAAGCAAAUAGAGACUCUUAGCUGUGGAGUUGAGUUCCAAAUCCCUGCUACCAGUAUGAUAUACACAAAGACCACAUGCUAGCCCUUUGUCAUUAAAGCUAUUUAGUUUUGCCUAGGUAUAUGUAAGGGUUUUAAAAACACUUCAGAUAAGAAUUCUAAAACUUGGAAAGCUAUUUUCCAGCAAACUGGGGUGUACAGGCAUUGAUCUGCCUGGUUUCUGGCUCUGGACCACUCCUGUUGCUCCUUGGAGGCAGCUCUCGGUAUCAGAGCAUUGCUUUAUUCCUGGAGGGUCUCCCUUGUGAGUUGUUUCCUCACACUUUAUAACCACUCUCAGAGGUGGGUAUUCUUAUUCUUAUUUCACUGAACAAUCAGGAUAGACUAAAAAGAAAGGUCUCUCAUUAGUCUGGGCCUCACCCAUUCUUCUGUCGGGCCAGUGAGCCUCUGAGCCCCACCUGCUUCUGCCUCUCAGUGCUGGGAUUACAAAGUGUGGCGGUCUGAGUGAGAAUGGUCCCUAUUGGCUCAUAGAUUUGAAUACUUAGUCACCAGGAAGUGGAACUGUCUGAGGCAAUGUAAGAGAUAUAUCAUGCAGAGUGGUCUUUGAAGUUUAAAGUGCCCACACCAGGCACUGCGUUCUCCUCUCUGCCUGCUGCCUGAGGACCAGGAUAGGAAGUAAAGCUCUCAGCUACUUCUCUAGCCCGACGCCUGCCUGCUGCCACUCUCCCCAUUAUGAUGAUCGUGGGCCCGUCCUCUGUAAACAAGCCCCCAAAUAAAUGUUUUCUUCUAAAA
Messenger RNA from Mesocricetus auratus (golden hamster), 2548 nucleotides. RefSeq lists its product as uncharacterized. Gene Ontology annotation, molecular function: fatty acyl-CoA hydrolase activity. The transcript is spliced from 5 exons. Gene Ontology annotation, cellular component: mitochondrion. Bases 267 to 1073 code for a protein of 268 amino acids. NCBI's taxonomy places the organism in Eukaryota, Metazoa, Chordata, Mammalia, Rodentia, Cricetidae. The record is from RefSeq and is a predicted model, not a curated record.